Molecule: messenger RNA, 576 nt
Organism: Closterium sp. Yama58-4
Lineage: Eukaryota; Viridiplantae; Streptophyta; Zygnematophyceae; Desmidiales; Closteriaceae
Source: the annotation of a GenBank genome assembly
AUGGUGCCCGGCUCAUGGUGCCCGGCUCAUGGUGCCCGGCUCAUGGCUCAUGGUGCUCGGCUCAUGUUGCCCGGCUUAUGGUGCCCGGCUCAUGAUGCGCGGCUCAUGGUGUCCCGGGUCAUGGUGCCCGGGACAUGGCCGGCUCAUGGUGUUCGCGUCAUGGUGCCCGGCUCAUGGUGCCCGGCUCAUGGUGCCCGGCUCAUGGUGCCCGGCUCAUGGUGCCCAGCUCAUGGUGCCCGGCUCAUGGGGCCCGGCUCAUGGUGCCCGGCUCAUGGUGCCCGGCUCAUGGUGCCCGAGUCAUGGUGCCCGGGUCAUGGUGCCCAGGUCAUGGUGACUGGCUCAUGGUGCCGAAUUCAUGGUGACCGGGCAUGGUGCCUGGAACAACACAUGUUGCCCGGCUCAUGGUGCCCGGCUCAUGGUGCCCGGCUCAUGGUGCCCAGGACAUGGUGCCCGGCUGAUGGUGCCCGGGUCAUAGUGUCUGGCUCAUGGUGCCGUGUUCGUGGUGACCAGUUCAUGGUGCCCGGCUCAUGGUGCUCGGCUCAUGGUGCCCGGGUCAUGGUGCCCGGGUCAUGGUGA